AGGCGAGGAGAGCAGCUGCAAAUCACCACCGUACGCGCAACCAAGAUGGAUUUCACUGGAAGCAAGAAGCGCAAGUUCAAGGACGCCAAUGGCGUCAAGGCGACCAACGGAAAGAAGUCUGCCCCCAGUGUUCCUCAAAAGUCAAAGAAAGUCAAGCGCGCCGAACCUGAGCCCCGCGAAGAGCCCGAGAUCGAGUCUUCCAGCGACGAGGAAGAUGAGGACGAGGUAGAGGACAACGAAGAGAGUGAUGAGGCCGAUGAGGAAGAGGAUGACUCCAAGUCGGGAGAUGAGGACGAGGAAGAGGAGGAUGAUGGCAAGGAGGACAACACAGAUCUCCCCGACGGUGGACAGCUCACAUUACCUCCCGUCGCCAGUGCCGAAGCUCAAUCGUUCGAGGAGCUGAAACUUUCCGACAAGACUAUGAAGGCGAUCAAGGAGAUGGGCUUCACCAAGAUGACGGAGAUUCAGAGGAGAGGUAUUCCUCCUUCGCUGGCUGGUCGCGACGUCCUCGGAGCGGCCAAGACUGGUUCUGGAAAGACUCUGGCUUUCUUGAUCCCUGUCGUUGAGAUGCUGAGCGCUCUCCGAUUCAAGCCCCGCAACGGAACCGGUGUCAUUGUCGUCUCUCCCACUCGUGAGCUGGCGCUCCAGAUCUUUGGUGUUGCCCGCGAGCUCAUGGCCCACCACUCGCAAACAUACGGCAUCGUUAUUGGAGGCGCAAACCGUCGCGCCGAGGCUGAGAAGCUCUCCAAGGGUGUCAACCUUAUCAUCGCUACUCCUGGACGACUGCUCGAUCACUUGCAAAAUACCCCCUUCGUUUUCAAGAACCUCAAGUCUCUUGUCAUUGACGAGGCGGACCGAAUUCUUGAGAUUGGUUUCGAGGACGAAAUGCGACAGAUCAUCAAGAUCCUUCCCAAGGAGGACCGACAGACCAUGCUCUUCUCUGCCACUCAGACUACCAAGGUCGAGGACUUGGCGCGCAUCUCGCUGCGCCCCGGCCCUCUGUACAUCAACGUGGACGAGGAGAAGCAGUUCAGCACAGUCGAGGGUCUUGAGCAGGGCUACGUUAUCUGCGAAGCCGACAGACGAUUCCUUCUUCUGUUUUCGUUCUUGAAGCGCAACAUUAAGAAGAAGGUUAUUGUCUUCUUCAGCAGUUGCGCGUGUGUCAAGUACCACGCCGAGUUGCUCAACUACAUCGAUCUUCCCGUCCUCGACCUCCACGGUAAGCAGAAGCAACAGAAGCGAACCAACACCUUCUUUGAGUUCUGCAACGCGAAGCAGGGUACUUUGAUCUGCACCGAUGUCGCUGCCCGUGGCCUCGAUAUUCCUGCCGUUGACUGGAUCGUCCAGUUCGACCCUCCGGAUGACCCUCGCGACUACAUCCACCGUGUUGGUCGUACUGCUCGAGGCAGCAAUUCCAAGGGCCGAUCCCUCAUGUUCCUCCAGCCCAGCGAAGUCGGCUUCCUCUCCCACCUCAAGGCAGCCCGCGUCCCCGUCGUCGAGUUUGACUUCCCCAAGAAGAUCCAAAACGUGCAGUCUCAGCUUGAGAAGCUCAUCAGCCAGAACUACUACCUGAACAAGAGCGCCAAGGACGGUUACCGCAGCUACCUGCACGCAUACGCGUCGCACUCGCUGCGCAGCGUCUUUGACAUCAACAAGCUGGACUUGACCAAGGUGGCCAAGAGCUUUGGUUUCUCGGUGCCUCCCCGAGUGGAGAUCACGCUUGGUGCUAGCAUGAGCAGGGACAAGAAGAACCAGGGUCGCAGGGCGUACGGCAGCCAGCCUCGACAGGGCCGAGGCGGCAAGUUUACCAGGUAG
Molecule: messenger RNA, 1815 nt
Organism: Fusarium falciforme
Lineage: Eukaryota; Fungi; Ascomycota; Sordariomycetes; Hypocreales; Nectriaceae
Product: RNA helicase
Exons: 2
Coding region: 46-1815 (589 amino acids)
Biological process (GO): maturation of LSU-rRNA from tricistronic rRNA transcript (SSU-rRNA, 5.8S rRNA, LSU-rRNA)
Cellular component (GO): nucleolus
Molecular function (GO): ATP binding; RNA helicase activity; nucleic acid binding
Source: RefSeq, a predicted model, not a curated record